Messenger RNA from Chlamydomonas reinhardtii, 6232 nucleotides. RefSeq lists its product as uncharacterized. The record is from RefSeq and is a predicted model, not a curated record. Lineage: Eukaryota; Viridiplantae; Chlorophyta; Chlorophyceae; Chlamydomonadales; Chlamydomonadaceae. The transcript has 14 exons. Bases 692 to 5725 code for a protein of 1677 amino acids.
GUUGCAGGGGCAUCGUGUAUUUCGCGCUCGGAUGAAUGUUGCAGCCUAGGUGUGCUUCCUAGGUGUGACCUAGGCUGUCGUGGCCUCUUAAGGUUCUACAGUAGCUGAGUUAGGAUCAGUACGAGCUGCUGCGCCUACUACAUACUCGGCUAGUCCACUUCGCGACAAUCGGCACACCGACAGAGCUCGCAGCUCACUCAGUCUGUUGUCUCCGAAGCUGCGCACCCGCUGAUCACUCAGAGAUAGGCCUCGUUACAAAGGACACUCUGCUCCAAAGUUACACGGCUUGUCCAGAAAGACAUUGCGCAAUGAACGCGUUUCUCAAAACAUCCCUGCUUUGAUAACGCAACUCCCGCAAGGAAGCCGAACAACAUCACGUUAAGCACGAGGUGGCUUGGAGCCAAUCAGCUUGGCGUUUGCCGGAGUCGACAUGUGGAGGCGACAUGGACGCACGCCGUCGCUCGUGCUCGCGCUGCUGCUCGCGGUGUCUCAUGUAGCAUCACAGACGUCUCCAUCACCCGAGAGCGGGUCAUCACCCAGCCCGCCACCGCCACCGCCUCUCGUCGCAAACUUCAUCUUCGCAAACCUUACAAACCUGCUGAAUGACACAGCAAAUGGCAACGCAGCCGCUAUUGGGUCUGGCUCAUUCGGGUUUCAGACCACUGCACCUUAUAUGCAGAGCUCAACAGCUAUGCUGGUCGCUGGGCAGGGGCCUUUCCGGGGCAUCACCUGGAACCCCACAGCGCCGGUCCCCGACCCCUCCCAGCCCUACACUAUGCUAUUGCUGUCGGACUUCACGGACUCCGCACCCUUCGUAGUGCCGGCAGGCGCCUCCCUGGAGCUGCGAGACCUGGCGCUGCUACUGCCGCCGCCGCCCACUGCUACAGCCUCCGCCUCCAGCCUGCUGAGCCAUGUUUUCAGCCUGCGCGCGGGCGCGAGGCUAACGCUGCGGCGCUGCCGCCUGUUCACCGCCAGCUGCAGCAACCUAUACGACUUCACCACGGCGCUGUGCAACCCCAGCACCUGGAGCUUCAGCCCCGACCUUCAGAUCCUGGACGCCGAGGUCAUGUACGGCGCCGGCAUCAUGGGCGUGGGCGCGCUGGCGGCGGACAACGGCAGCAGCAGCGCCGCCACCCCCUUCGCCACGCUGUCCGACGCGAACUUCACCUGCAGCGGCGGCGGCCCCGUCACGUGCAGCGCCGCGGUGGUGUCUGACGCUGCCUCGCUGCGCGGCGUGGCGUCUCUGUUCAUGAACACCACCAAGGACACGGUGCUGCUAAGCCUGGCGCCCAGCAGCAUCAGCCUGGCGGCAGGCGGGCCGGACGACACAUGGAAGCAGCUGACGGUGCGGCCGGGCGUGACCCUGGGUCUGUACGGCAGCAAGACCCGCCGCACCACCCUGGACUUUGCCAACGCCGAGGGCGGCCUGACGCUGAACGCCUUCAGCGGCGCCCGCCUGUUCCUGGCCGACAUGGACCUGGUGGGGCUGCCCUACCCCGCACGACUGCUGCGGCCCGCGCACUUCGUGGCGGCCUUCGGGCACGGCGUGUACGUCAACACCACGCGCGACGCCUCCGUGUCGCCCUCCGCUCGCUUCCCGCCCGCGCUCAACAUUGUGGGCUGCACGCUGGUGCUGCCGGACGCCGAGGUGGCCUGGUGGCGCUACGUCAGCAGCGACAUAGCGGACGGAGCAGCAGUGCCCGACAACUGGAAUGUGCGCCGCCACACGCUGCCCGCGCCCAGCUCCUCCUACGUGCGGCUGGCGGUGCUGGUGGACGUGGCGGGCGGGCCGCGCAUCAGCGUCACCAACGCGCUGUUCCAAUCGGUGCGCGUGUACGCCGGCAGCCUAUCGGCGGCGGCCGCGGCGGCAGCGGCGGCCUGGCCGCUGGCUGGCGGGCUGGACUCCAGCACGGCCUCCACUACGAUCAAGCUGGGCAGUGUGUCGUUCCUCAACACCAUCGCCCCCGCCGCCGACAUCGAGUUCUGUGACAACGGCCGCACGCUGCUGGUGCCCACCGACCCCGCCACCCCGCCCACCGCGCCCGGCUUUCUGCCGGCCGCCGCACUGGCGGCGGGGUACGGCAGCGGCGGCAGUACAACGGCUGGCGUGCUGGCGGUUGAGCAGGACGGUCUGGACCAACUGUUCUAUAUGAUGAACGAGCGAGUCAACUGCACACUGGCGGCGACGCCGUACGUGCAGGCGCGCCGGCGCACGUUCUAUGACCUCAAGAAUGUCACCAUGGGUCUGCUCAUCCCCGCCACCUCCACCCUCACCCUGCGCGACAUGGUCAUCUACAACCUGGGGCCCGCCACAGCCGACUACGCCCAGGCCGCCGCCGCCGCCGCCCGGCGCCGCCUGCUGGGCAGCCACCGCCGCCGUCAGCUGCUGCAGGACGGCACCAACAACACUACGGCCCCCGUCCCGUCGCCGCCGGUACCCUCGCCAUCGCCGCCUGCAGUGCCGCCGUCCCCACCGCAGGUGCCGGCUCCGCCUUCGCCGCCGCUGCAGCCGCCCUCGCCGCCGGUGCCGCUAGCACCGCCCUCGCCCCCCUUGCCGCCACUGCCUCCAUCGCCGGAGCCAUCCCCGCCGCCGCCUCCGCCCGGCCCGCCGGAACCGCCGUCGCCUCCGCCGUCGCCUCCCACUCCCCCCGCGCCUCCUCCCGCCCCUCCGCGGCCCCCCGCGCCUCCCCGCCCACCCCGCCCUCCCCCUCAGCCCCCCGCGCCGCCGCGUCCCCCGCCGCCGCCUUCUCCCCCGCCCACGCCUCCCAGCCCGCCUCCUCCUCCCCCCGCGCCCCCCUCGCCGCCCCCGCCCCCUGCCCCCCCCACCCCGCCCUCCCCUCCCCCUCCCCCGCCGCCCCCCACGCUCGUGACCACCAUGCGUGAUCUGGCAACCCCCCUCUGGUACUUCGAGUUCGAUCGCCUUAACGGAUCCCGGAUCCAGCUCAUCAACGUAACGCUCGUCGUACCACAGGCCGAGAUCGACUUACUAACACGCAUGCUGACGCGUGCCGGGAAGCUUCCCAGCGGCGCCUCCAGCAAUGGGGGCCACCGCCAUCGCGCGCUGCUGCAGGAUGAUGGCAGCAGCGGCGGUGCUGACAUCAUCAACAUAACCGCCAUCCCCAGCUCCGUGAUGCUGAGCUGCCCGCUGGCGCAGCUGGUCAGUUUCGCGGCCGACAGCCAGGUGGCGUCGGUUAGCUCAACCGCCAUCGUGUACAACAGCGUACGGCACCUGGGCUGGUACGGCAGCAACGUCACCAUCACCUCCGUACUGCCGGCUGACGCGCCCAGCAGGCUGUUUGCCGGAACCAGCCGCGCAGCGGACCCGAUGUUCGACGCCGCCUGCCCGCCUGCGCCCAGUGACGAAGACUUCCCCCCGCCGCCCCGCCGCCGCCCGCCGCCCUCCACCCUACUCGCCGACGGCGGCGCCGCCAGCAGCGGCGGCGGCAGCGGCUCCAAGAACCUCGCCUGGAUCCUGCCCGUCGCCAUCUGCGUGCCGAUCGUACUGCUUGCGCUUUUCGGUUUUGUUAUCGUGCGGCGCCGCCGCGCUGCCGCCGCCGCGGAGGCCGAGCGGCAGCGCGAGGCGCUCAAAGAGGCGGGCAUGCUGGGCUUGGGGUACAGGUCCUACGUCAAGAGUACGACAGCGGGGCACGGGCACGAGGAGGGCGUGCCGUACGAGCAGAUGCCGCGUGGCGGGCGGGCCGGCACCGCCAGCAUGUCGGUUGCCAGUCCGUACGGCGCCGGCGGCGCGCCGUACGGGCAUCUCAGCGGCGCGCAGCGCAGCCAUCAGAGCGCCAUGGGGGCCAUGGGCGGCUACGAGCCCGGGGGCAGCAUGCUGUACUCGCCACGUGGCGGCGCGGCGGCCGGGCGGCGGGGCGGAUACGCAGGCGGCAGCCACACCGUGCCUUCGACGCCGGCUGGAAACGCGGCGGCCAGACGCAGCUCGCUGCUGCUGCAGGCGCACGUGGAGGCGCGCGCCGCCGACCCCAAGCCCGCCGGCCGCAUGGCGUCCAUCACCGCCGCCCUCAUGUCCAUCACCCACCGCGGCCAGAGCGCAGCCCACCCCAACCCGCAGCACCCCAAGACGCCGCGCACACCGCGCACGCCACAUACGCCAGGAGGCGGCGGCAGCCGCAGCGCGCCGUGGCGCACCAACACCACUGAGCAAAUGGAGAACGAACGCGUCAGUCCCACCCGCCCCAGCCCCGUCAAGCGCCUGAGUAUACUGUUCGGCAUGGGCAGCGGAGCCGAGGGCGCCGCAGGCUCCAUCAGUGCGGGCGGCGCCGGACCCAGUGGCGGUGGCGGUGCCGGCGGCGCACCGCCACAUUUCGGCUCCGUGCCGCCUUCACCGGCGGCGCUCACACACGGUGGCGGCAACGGCGGGAACAAUGUCUUUUCAGCCGCCGCGGCGGCGGCGGCGGCGUCUGCUGCUGCUGCCUCUGUGGCGGCUCGCGCGGCCGCUGCCGCCGCUGCCGGGGGCCACGACCGCGUCUCGCCCACCAACCCUCGCGUCGGCUCCGGCGGCUUUGCCCGCCACUCCGGCGCCACAGAGCUGGCACUGCCGCAGCCGGAGGAGCGCGGCUCCGGCGCCUCCGUCGGCGGCGGCCUGCCCACAGUCAGCGGCGGCGUCGCCACCAUCUCCGGCGCCGUCUCCGCCGCCACCCCCAGCGGUGGCGGCGCCGUCCGCGCCUCGGACGCGGGCCCGCCCGGCGUGCGCAGCAGUGCCUCAUUCGCUGCAGCGGCGCAGCCACACAGCGCAGCCUCCUUUGCGGAGGCGGCGAACGCGGCUGCCUUGGCAGCGCAGGUGCGGCUGCCGGCGGCUGGCAGCGACGGAGGCAGGCUCGGCCUGGCGGCGCGGGAGAGUACGGUAAUCGACGCAGAUGACGUGGAGCUCGAUAUGUACGGUCAGGCCGGAUCCGCGUCGGCCGCCAUCCCGCACCUGGCGGCUGGCACCGCCGUCGGCGGCGGCGGCGCCUAUAGCAGCGGCGAGUCGCUGGGCCUGGGUUCGGGGCCGCGUGCCCUGCCCGAGACCGCGGCGGGCCCGGUGCCGGUCAAGUCCGCCAUUGAGAUGACGGUGGCCAUGCGCACUGCCACCUCCGCCGCCGGCGUCGUGUCCGGAGUGGCGUCGCCGUCGCUGCUGCCGCCCGACGCUGCCACCGGGGCCAGCGGCCGCGGCGCGUCGCCGUCUCGCGGCAUGUCGCCCAGCCGCUGGCAGCAGCAGUCCGGCCAGUUAACGGCGUCGCCCAGCGCGACGCGGUCGCCCAGCCGCAGUGGGCUGGGGAUGCACACGGCGCCGCGCGCGCCGGCGUUGGUGAUCCCGCCACCGCGGCUCAGCGGCUCCGGCUCGGCGGCGGCGCUGAUGGCGGUUGGUGGCUCAGCCGGCUCGCCUCGUGGCGGUGCCGCCAUGGGCGGGCUGCCGCAGUCACCAUCGAUGCUGUCCGGCAUGCGGCGCGCAAACACGCCCGGCGGCGGCCGCUCGCCGCGUGUCAGCGGGUCCGGUGAACCGGAAGGAAGCGGCCGUGGUGGCGACGCUGCCGCCGUGGCUGCGGCGGCUGCAGCAGCUGCGUCGUCGCCUCGUGGCAGUCUGUCAGGCACUGGUGGGGGUGCCGGCCGCGGCGCGGGUAGCGUGUGGCCGCCUCCUCUGCCUGCACCCGGCGGCAGCGCAGCUGUGAAGGCCAAGAAGGCUGCUUUCAAGCGGGGCGGGGCCGCAGGCGGCAACCUCGAAUAAGCUCAUAGCUUCUCAAAGACAGCCUUGCUGGAUUCAAGCAACAGGCUGCGUUCGUGUUUGUAAGAUGAGUAUGUGCUUGUGUGUACUACGGUGAGGAGCGGCUUGGGUGCAUGGAGCCAUGAAGUAGGGUUGUGACGGGUUGCUACCACGCUGGUUCUAGGGAAAUAUGCUGCCCUGAUUGCACCACGGAUAGAUGCCCCUGCAGCUUUGCGGGUAGCUUGCAUGGCCUCAGCAUCCGAAUGAAAGGUUGUGCUUGUAGGCGCAGAUGAGUCGCUAAGGCAGCGUGGUUGGGAGGAAAUUCCCUGACUCCCAUUGGGACAGCCGGACAGGGGGGAUCGUCGUUGGCUGGUAUUGGCCCAUAAGAUGCGGAUUACAAGUGAAGGGACAGCCCAUAGGGGCGAGAUGUUCUGCCUGGACACGUGGACACGUGAGUAGGGCACCAGCGAACACAUACGGUACGGUGCUUGCCGUGGGUGCUUGCUCACUUCCAUGUAAUGCCUGGACACA